Messenger RNA from Cylicocyclus nassatus, 1624 nucleotides. NCBI's taxonomy places the organism in Eukaryota, Metazoa, Nematoda, Chromadorea, Rhabditida, Strongylidae. The record is from the annotation of a GenBank genome assembly.
AUUUUGUUCAACAUCAAUCUCAAUACGUUUUUAUUUGGAACUUUCAGCCACUAUGUCAGCAGAAGUUCAAGCACCUCCAAAUGCAGCCGAGGAAAGCAACGGGCAUGACAAGCAUGCCGAUGACGGCGAAGGAGGAAUACAACAACCUGAUCAGAUGCAGAAGACAUUGCUCAACCUAGUGUUCCGCUCAAUGAAACGGACGCACGACAUGUUCAGUAGUGAUUACACGACAUUCCCGGAGUUAUCUGAAAAAGAUCUGAAUACACUGAAAUCUAUCAAAAAGCGAUGCGAGUAUGGAUCCGUCAUUAGACACGUCGAGGAGGCCAAAAAACGGCGAGAACAGGAGCUGUUAAAGCUGCCAGCGAGUCAACCGUCCGUCGCUAUCGGAUCAGUUAUAACUCCUACCGAUGGCCCCUUAGCUAUCACGGAUGGGACGGGAAAACCUGCACCCUCCUCUUCAUCUGCUCCGCAAGGGCAGAUUCUGAGUACGCUUCCGGUUGGAUCAAGUAGCAGUCGCGAAGAUACGACCCGGUCAUUACUUCCUCUUCGAGCACCUAUGAUGGUGAAGCCAAAGUGGCAUGCACCAUGGAAGUUGUACAGAGUCAUCUCAGGACAUACGGGAUGGGUGCGUGCAGUUGAUGUCGAGCCCCAGAAUCAGUGGUUUGCGAGUGGCGGAGGUGAUCGUAUAAUAAAGAUAUGGGAUUUAGCCUCAGGCAAAUUGCGGUUGUCCUUAACUGGUCAUAUCAGCUCGGUCCGAGCAGUGAAAGUUUCUCCAAGGCAUCCGUUCUUAUUCUCUGGAGGUGAAGAUAAACAAGUUAAAUGUUGGGAUCUUGAAUACAACAAGGUCAUUCGUCAUUAUCACGGACAUCUGAGUGCUGUACAAGCUCUCUCUAUCCAUCCCACAUUAGACGUGCUGAUAUCUUGUGCAAGAGAUUCUACGGCAAGAGUAUGGGAUAUGCGAACUAAAGCGCAGGUGCACUGCUUAAGUGGCCAUACUAAUACUGUGUCUGAUGUUGUAACCCAGGCGCCUGAGCCACAGGUAAUAACCUCAUCCCAUGAUUCGACAGUGCGUCUCUGGGAUCUUGCCGCAGGACGAUCUCUUUGUACUCUUACGCAUCAUAAGAAAUCUGUUCGAGCAUUGGUGUUACAUCCCAGAUUGUAUAUGUUUGCAUCGGCUUCUCCUGAUAACAUCAAACAAUGGAAAUUCCCUAGGGGAGAGUUUAUGCAGAAUCUUUCUGGACAUAAUGCAAUAGUUAAUUCUUUGGUCUGCAACGAGGACGGUGUUCUUGUGUCUGGAGGAGACAACGGAUCCAUAUGUUUCUGGGAUUGGCGUUCAGGUUUUUGCUUCCAGAAAAUACAAACAAAGCCGCAGCCGGGAUCUAUUGACUCUGAGGCUGGUAUAUAUGCGAUGUGUUAUGAUAAAACUGGCUUACGUCUCAUUACUGGAGAGGCUGACAAAACCAUCAAAAUGUACAAAGAAGAUGAAGAGGCGACAGAAGAAACACAUCCUAUCGUAUGGCGGCCUGAAAUUGUCAAAAAGAAAAUUUACUGAUCUGGCUGUAUUAUUUAUGUGAUCGAAAGAUUCUUGUUGUUGUAUGUCCAUGAAAAUAAAUUCGUCUCCGUC